UUGAUUUCGGACGGAUGGACGAGCGUUUAUAAAGAGAAGGUGAUCAACUAUGUCGUAGUGUCGCCGUUGAUGCGGCCCCUUCUUUGGUGUACGACGAUUUGUGGUGAAGAUGAGCAAACGGCUGAGUACGUGGCGAGCGAGAUCAGUGAGGUGAUCGACGAGAUCAACAAAGCCGCCGGUGAAGACGUUGUGGUGUCUGUGACGACCGACAACGCACCCAUGAUGCAGAAGGCGUGGGAAAUCCUGGAGGCAACUCGUCCAAUUUUCUGCAACGGCUGCAGUAGCCAUGCACUUAACCUCAUACUGGAGGAGCUUCUCGCACGAUUCCGAAGGCUACAAAAAGAAGGUGAUGAAGAACAUCGACGAGCGCUGCGUAUGCCUGUGCCUACGAGGUGGUACUCAAGCUUCGAGUUCAUUAAGACCAUCGUGGCUGACAAGGGCUUCUGGAAGCGGAUCAAGCUGGUUCAAACCCUCCUUGAGCCGAUUGUUGAGGCCGUCGCUAUGCUCGAGCACGACAUAUGCUGCAUAUCGAUGGUGUAUUAG
Phytophthora sojae is the source of this 543-nucleotide messenger RNA. RefSeq lists its product as hypothetical. The record is from RefSeq and is a predicted model, not a curated record. NCBI's taxonomy places the organism in Eukaryota, Oomycota, Peronosporomycetes, Peronosporales, Peronosporaceae. The transcript has 3 exons. The annotation marks the transcript as partial.